UUAAACUGCCACUGAUACUUACUCAGAGCAUCCGUCAUCUGGCAGGGCUUUCUGAGCUGCCCAAAUUGAUGCACCCGAUUCAUAGAUAUAUUCAAUCAUGGGAAUAUCUGGGCUUUUACCCUUGCUGAAAUCAAUUCAGGUUCACCGACACCUCUCAGACUUCGCCGGUCAAACGCUUGCGGUGGAUGCUUAUGUCUGGCUUCACCGAGGCGUCUACGCGUGCGCCACAGAGAUAGCCACAGGAAAACACUCCACAAAAUAUGUUGAUUACGCCAUGCAGCGUGUUCGCUUACUGCGUCAUCACAAAAUACGACCGUAUAUUGUGUUCGACGGUGGGCCACUCCCGGCCAAGACGGGCACGGAGACUGAGCGCAAGCAGCGGAGGGCAGAAAACCUUGCAAAGGCAAAGACGUUGGCAUCCCAGGGAAGACACAAAGAAGCCCGAGAAUGCUUUGUCAAAUGUAUCGAUGUAACCCCUCAGAUGGCGUACCAGCUCAUAAAAGCCCUGCGCGCAGAGAAUGUACCAUACAUAGUCGCGCCGUAUGAGGCUGACGCUCAAAUGGCGUAUUUGGAGCGUAUUGGCCUUGUGGAUGGUAUCAUCACCGAAGACUCGGAUCUACUCGUCUUCGGAUGCCAAAAUGUGCUCUUCAAGCUGGACUCUAUUUCAAGUACUAUUGUCUCAAUCUCGAGGGCCGACUUCGGAUCCGUGACUGCUGCUGAGGGGGGUAUAUCGCUUCUUGGAUGGUCCGAUACUCAGUUCAGGGCUAUGGCUAUCCUUAGCGGAUGUGAUUAUCUGGCGAGCAUUCCUGGAGUCGGGCUAAAGACUGCGUGGUCCUUGCUGCGGAAGUAUAGGAGCGCAGAACAGGUCGUGCGGGCUAUAAGGCUUGAAGGGAAGAAGUCUGUGCCGAAAGGGUAUCUGGAGUCAUAUAAUCUGGCGGAGAAGGUGUUUUUGCACCAGCGCGUUUAUUGUCCCCUGGAUGAGAGACUUGUUAACUUGACGGACACCCCUCCAGGAGCUGAGUGGGGGGAUAAAGAGGAAUCGUAUAUCGGAGGUGCCAUAGAGCCUUCCUUGGCGAAAAGGCUGGCUCAAGGGGAUGUUGAUCCAGUGACACUUUUACCAAUGAUUGAUAUCAACCCGAGUUUUGUGCCCCGCAUAGUGAAGGCCCUUCCCUUUCAGGCCACUGAUGUUAAUCGGCCUAGCUCAGUCAAAGGAAAGGGCAAAGCAAAAGCCGAGCCUGAGAGUGGCGGAUUGCUUUCCUUCUUUGCUCCCAAGGCAAAAGUCCCUCUUACUCGCAGUAACUCUGCACCGACAAAGAGAACCGCAGUACCUGGUAAAGGUAGCGGAAAGAGGACACUCGUCGAUGUACUUGACGAGGACCUUGCUGUGAAGCGCAUAAAAAUUAAUCAGGCUUCGUCUUCCACACAUCUUACUCCACUCACACAUUCAAGGUUCUUCCCCGCUCCGUCAACCUUGAAACAGAAUAAGGAACAAGCCGUGGACGAUCUGAUGCCCAGUUCACGUAUCACAUAUCCGCCAUCUGACAAAGAAAACCUUCCCGAUCAUGCCGUUGACAACGUUAUUAUGCUCGAAGAAUGGGAUGAGAUCAUUGACGAACCCCCGGAUCCCGUCACACAAGAAGACGGUUACCUAUCACCUUCCCCAUCCUACUUCCGAUCAGCCACACCUGAUCUUUCUUCACCUGUCCGGCCGUAUAAUCCCUCACGGCAUGGUCUUGGUGAUGGAGAUGACUUCGGCGCUGAUAUCAUCUCCAGCCCCACAGCAGUCAGAACAAUCACACAACAUACCUUGCGCCAAUGCUUGCUGCCCAAGAAAGAGAAAGUUAAUGUCCUCGUUCGGGAAACGCCGCCACCCAUGGGUUCCGCCGAUGAAAUCGAAGGACCUGACUUGCGUGGUGUUCUUGACAUUGAAGCGCUCGGCGAUAUCGAUGCGAUCGAUGAGGAUGGAAUCACUCCGGCAUCAUCAUCAUCAUCCAUUCCUGGUCCCAUUACUCCGGAAGACAACGGUACGAAUGAUGAAUUUGACAUAGAUGGAUCGCUCGAAGAAGAUAUAGUAACUGAGGCAAGUGCCCGUGCAAAACGCACCGAGGUAGUCGCUAGUGGUUGGUGGAAUAAGUGGGCCCUGAACAAGGAGCUACGCACUUCGAAGACUACCAUGCUCAGAAGGCGCGAGACUACAAUCACUCCAGAUGACCGGCAGCCUGGCUGCCGCACUCGGCUAGGGUCUGCACCGCCCAAGGUCAGGUUUCCAUUGUCUGCCGAAGUAGCAUCUAGGGCUGGAAGAACCCUGAAGGCUGUGGGGACAGGGACGACCCGCAAUAGCCCACAAUUUAGGUCGUCCGGUCUCGGCCAAGGAAAGGGGCCAGAGCAGAUGGGAAUUGGGCUUGAGCAAUUUAGGUGUGUUUUGUUGACACUAUCGUGAUGUUCAUAAUUAUAUUACAUCCGUUAUUAACUCGACAGGUGCAAAGCGUCAUGAAGUUAUGCAUUCAAGCUCGUUAUUUCCGAUAUCUACUUCACGUUCAUUACUGUAUAAUAUUGUUAGACGGUGAAAUGACACAGCAGGUUUGAGAUGGACUAGAAAUAGCGCGAGCUUGACAAGCAUGUAUGUGUUGCCAGUUAAGUACUAGCUUGCCUUCUGGUUUAAUUUCUACUAGUAAUUCAAUCAGUUCAUGUUUAGCAUGCCGUGCAUGCGCAUCGCAUUCAGUUCAUAGCGUAGUCCUUCCCGUUAAGUUAAAGCAGAAUCUAAUCCAUACGCGG
Molecule: messenger RNA, 2775 nt
Organism: Suillus paluster
Lineage: Eukaryota; Fungi; Basidiomycota; Agaricomycetes; Boletales; Suillaceae
Product: exodeoxyribonuclease 1
Exons: 6
Coding region: 98-2440 (780 amino acids)
Molecular function (GO): metal ion binding; DNA binding; 5'-flap endonuclease activity
Source: RefSeq, a predicted model, not a curated record